AUGCAACACUCUAUAAAUGUGAAACAGUUUGUAAAUGAAUUCAUUAGUAUCAUCUUGUUAACUGAGGGUGCGAAGAAAAUGAAAAGUCAGCAGGGGAUGUUAUUCCUACUAUUCACAUUAAGCCUUUUAUCCUUUUCAUUUGGUGGUCCGGUUGAAAAAGUAUUAUCAAUAAUCGAAGAAGAACGUAAAAAAGCUCACUCCCCCAAGGAAGAGCUGAAUUCCCAUGUAACAGAGGAAAUCAAUCAAAAAUAUGGUGAGGCGGAGCACAGAAGAUCUUCAAGCCACGCAAAUGAAGGAGAAGAGGGAAAACAAGGGUCCACACUUUCGGAUUUGACGACUGCAACACCAUCAGAGGUCAACGAAUAUACACAGCCGCCUACUGAUGAACAAGUUCACUCCAUCAACGAAGAGUUAAAUUCCACUGUAACAGAGGAAAUCAAUCAACAGUCAAGCAACACAAAUGACCUAAGUGAGGUAGAGGAAAAAGAAGAUCGUAAAUUCCCAGAAGUGAUGCCUGUCAUGUUACCAGAGAUCAAAAAAUAUCUAGAGCAGUAUAUCAAGCAAAAUGCUUUUUCUGUCACUCCGCUUAUUUAUUAUGAUUUCUCUGACAAAACCGAUGAUACUGGACCAAUGUUUCCUCUCAAUGACAAUCAAAGGGUCAAUCAUAAUCCUAUAUUCGUGAAAAAUUCUCAUUAA
Trichobilharzia regenti is the source of this 696-nucleotide messenger RNA. The record is from the annotation of a GenBank genome assembly. Lineage: Eukaryota; Metazoa; Platyhelminthes; Trematoda; Strigeidida; Schistosomatidae.